Messenger RNA from Eleginops maclovinus (Patagonian blennie), 2802 nucleotides. RefSeq names its product charged multivesicular body protein 2Ba (gene chmp2ba). The record is from RefSeq and is a predicted model, not a curated record. Gene Ontology annotation, biological process: late endosome to vacuole transport; protein transport; endosome transport via multivesicular body sorting pathway. Gene Ontology annotation, cellular component: ESCRT III complex; multivesicular body. Bases 184 to 828 code for a protein of 214 amino acids. The transcript is spliced from 6 exons. Lineage: Eukaryota; Metazoa; Chordata; Actinopteri; Perciformes; Eleginopidae.
UGGAGCCGUUGAGUCAGUCAGCUGAGGGAGGAACUCAACAGAAAGUGAACCAGGAAACCGAGGCAGCUAAACAGAUCCGCCGCCCCGGUGUGACGGCAAAACAGCGGUGUUAACGAUAGGAAUCACACAGUGCAACAGUAUAGGAUUACUAUUUUGAUAUUUAGGUUGAAACAAAGCAGCACCAUGGCUUCCCUUUUCAAGAAGAAGACUGUGGACGAUGUCAUCAAGGAGCAGUCUAAGGAGCUGCGCGGCACCCAGAGACAGAUCACCAGGGACAGAUCAGCGCUGGAGAAACAAGAGAAACAAAUGGAGGCUGAAAUCAAGAAAAUGGCCAAGAGUGGAAACAGGGAGGCGUGUAAGAUUCUGGCCAAGCAGCUGGUGCAGCUAAGGAAGCAGAAGAACCGCACAUACGCCGUCAGCUCCAAGGUCACCUCCAUGUCCACGCAGACGAAGCUCAUGAACUCACAAAUGAAGAUGGCCGGCGCCAUGUCCUCCACAGCCAAGACAAUGCAAGCAGUGAAUAAGAAGAUGGAUCCACAGAAGACCCUGAAGACCAUGCAAGACUUCCAGAAGGAGAACAUGAAGAUGGGCAUGACCGAAGACAUGAUCAACGACACUUUGGACGAGAUCUUUGAUGAUUCUGGGGAUGAAGAGGAAUCUCAGGAUAUUGUCAACCAGGUUCUGGACGAGAUCGGCAUCGAGAUCUCAGGAAAGAUGGUAAGAGCUCCAGCUGCAGGAAAGAGCCUCCCGAGCGCCGCCUCCUCCAAACAGGCCACUAUCUCCGACGACGAGAUCGAGAGACAGCUCCGAGCUCUGGGAGUGGACUAAUCGUUUUCUCUGUCUUAACGUUGGCACUAUAGGCCUGUGCCACAUUAAUACUGAUUGAAACGGAAUCUUUUAGACACAUUGGAUUUGUCAUUGUUGAAAUGCUACAGGUGUAAGAAAGGGUGCUCACCAACACACACAUUAAAGGGACAGUUCUCCUCCAAAAUACUUUUUUAAAAAUCUUACCUGAAGUGCUGUAUCAAUUUAGGUUCUAUUGUUGUAAGUUGCAAUGUGUUUGAGAUAUCAGCCUUAGAGAUGUCUGCCUUCUCUCGAGUAUAACAGAAUUAAAUGAGACUUUAUCCACAGGCCUUGUUGUGAGCAGUUUUAUGUAGGAACUAUUUCCUUUAUACUGUAUCACCUAGCCAAGGGACAUUGCGUUCACCUCGGCUAAUAACAUGAGCUACCUCAGGUAGGCCUAACAGACUAGAUUUGAUAAAUAGCACUAAAGGUAAGAGGAAAAACAUCUAUUUUAAAUGUGGAACUGUCCCUUUAAGACAUUCAAAGACAGACAUGUGUAUUAACCCCACACAUACUCACUCUUUCUACAGCAGGUCGCCUUACUGAACAUUACGGCAGAACAUCUGAUCUAUUUAUGCGAAUAUAAUAUUUAUUAUGACACUCGAAGGUGCACCAAAAAUAGAAGUAUGACUUUAAGAGCUUUCAUGCACCUAUGCUGUUCACCUUCCAUCUCUGUCUUUAUAAGGGCUGCAGUGUCAGUGACCGUGGAACUGGCUUGACCCAUCUGCUGUUCUGGUCUGUCUUUAGUCCUAUUAUCAGCUUUUAUGUGGCUGGAGAUGAAAGCAAGUUUUUAUGAGUAAUACCUGGUAAUUAAAAAAGCGCUUCAGGGUUGUCGGCACCCAGAUGGAAAUUAUAUUGUUCCUCAUUUAAACGAUUCCCUUCCUCCUAGGCAGACUAUCCUCCUCUCCAUGUGCACAUUUUGUCAUUGUUAUGUGGGUGAAAUUUCCUGAGGUAUCAGAAACGGGACACAGUUACUUUACCAUGUAGGAGAAAAAGGCAACAUCAACAACCGAUCACUGUCUUCACAUGAAAUGUAGCAGCUAGCUUAUUAAUAAUCAUGUUUUAAAACCCUUAGGUAUGCUACCGUAGUUACUGGAGAUGAUGUAACUCAGACAAACGUAUGCAUGUGAUACAGUAUGUAUAACAGACUAGGGUAAGGCCUUUAUUUCAACAUAAUGCAUGAGGCGGUGAGACGGGUUAAUCCGAGGGUGAGCUUUUAAUUAGCAUCACUGAAGAAGAAAUGCUGUAGAGAUUGUGUGAGAAAACGUAAUCAUCCACAUUUAGGACUAAUGGGAGACUGGCAUAUUGAGUUUGUUGAUUUUUUGAUGCUUUUGAGUAAUCAUAUUAGGUUUUUUUUGUAAUUCUUGGUUGAUCUGGUUGUGUGUCUUAUAAUGGACAUGGGGAUUAAACUGUGAUUGUAGGAUGCUCCGUUCCGGCAGUCGCUCCUCUCUUUCAGCUGCUGUGCAGCUACUGUCAUAUGUUAUUUCAAGCUGCCUCGCUCACACACACUACAACUAAAGGAUGGAAGUAUUUACUAAAAUGAUACUGUGAUCCAUGUUUUCUCUUCUGGCCCUACUCUAAAUCAAAUAAUGUCCGCCAGCUUCAUGAGUGACAAGGACGUACUGGGUUUUUGUCUUUCUCAUUCUCUGGCCUUUUUCUUCCCCAUUGCCAAAACUAAUUCAACAUUUUUAAUUCCUGCAUGCAUCUGACAUGUACAUAACACAAUUCAUCUUGUAAAUCAUUAUUUUCCCUACCUUUUCAACAGUCCAUUGUGAGUGUGAGCGGAAACAAAGUUGUGACAGAUUUCGACCUUGUUUCAGUGCUGUUCCAUGCUAAGGAAUUGACCACACUUUUUGAGCAAAAGUGUAUGUAUACUCUUCUGAAUUUGUUUUAGUCAUUGUAAACUGACUCUUUAAAGGGUGUAUGGCUUUUAUAAUGAAUAAAGUUUCUUCAGGUACA